This is a messenger RNA of Folsomia candida, 939 nucleotides long. Its product is annotated as PDZ domain-containing protein GIPC1-like. Lineage: Eukaryota; Metazoa; Arthropoda; Collembola; Entomobryomorpha; Isotomidae. Gene Ontology annotation, molecular function: protein binding. The record is from RefSeq and is a predicted model, not a curated record. The coding region runs from base 163 to 705 and encodes 180 amino acids. The transcript has 2 exons.
CAAAAGUUAUUCAAUUAACUUAACGUACCCCAUAAAUAUAUGUAAGUGAAAUGCUUGUUAGUCCUAUAUUUCAUUGUUCACGCAGAAUAAAAUAAAAAUAAGACAAUUAAUAAAAUAUUUAAAGAGAGAGACUAAACCAAAGUAUUAUUUAUUCCGGUAACCAUGUUUCACAAAUUCAUCAAGUCCAUGGCACUAACAGCCCCGAAAUCGUCAGACUCGUCUUUUCAAUCCAUGUUGGCUGAUGGAGAUGGAGACAUUAAACUAGUUUCUGGGUUUGACUCUGUGAAAAGUUUGUACAAUAAACUGGGCGCUGCGCACAAUAUUUCGCCCUCGGAUAUUUUAUUCUGCACCCUAAACACCAACAAAGUAAACAUGACUGCAUUGCUCUCGACAAAUCUUGAGGUUAACGAUGUCAUAUUUGUCCACCGGGCCGGGGAGAGGAGCGAGGUGUUAUUUGACAAGGAACAAGAUGGGCAACUAUUGGGGAUUACGGUAACCGAUAAUGGCGAUGGGGUCGCCUUCGUAAAGAAGAUUAAGGAGGAAUCGCCACUAAUGUUGAAAGUAUUCGUUGGAGAUCAUAUUCAGGAAAUUGAUGGGGUGUCCAUGCUCGGGAUGGGCCAUGCUAAAGUUGUCGAGGUUCUUGUAAAGUUGGCACGUGGCAAACAUACAUUAACUAUUAUAAAACCGAUCAAGAAAGAGCAGUAGACAAAGUUUAUCAAAAUAAGAAAUUUAUUUAACCUCCUUGAACGCACAAUGUUAUCUAGGUGAGUAAAUUCUUAAGUUUACUGUUCUAUUAUUAAUUUCGCAUGUGUCAAGAAAAUUAAUUAACGAUUAAUAUUUUCGCCGUAACAGUUGUUCAUUGUGUUCUUCUACACCGUUUGGUUUAUAUGCCAUGUAUAUUUGAACUUUCCAUGAAAUAAGUAUUAAACAUUUUAUUAA